CCGACUUCCACUAACCAGUCAGUGACACCUCGACCACAACAGCCUUUGCAAGAAAGGCCGCGACAGUUCGUCUGCGCCAGAGCUUCGCCAUGGAUCCGUCCAUUGCCGUGUCAGUCUUCUGGCUGGUGCUCUCCCUGCUGCGGCAGGCCCUGCACCUCUGCAUCAACAUCGCCGGGUACCUGAUCAGGAUCAUCCUGACCGUCCUGCCGACCAUCAUCCAUGGGUUGGCCAGCCUCGUGUGGGAGCUCACGGUGGAGGCCUGCCGUCAACUCGGGUGGAAGAUGACCACGGCCAUCAUGCUCAUGGGCAUCGGGGCUAUCGUCAUCGGAGGGUUCGCGUUGCACUGGUGCGCCGCGGCCCUGGCGUCCACUCGUCGGGCCCGACCUGUACCUGCGCCCCGGCCGUACCGUCGUCAUGUGAUUGGGGGGGAUGUAUGGGUCCGCAAGGCUGCACGGCCGCGUCAAAUCGAGAAUGAGAACCGACAAGACGAUGCAGAGGGGGAUGCCACCUGUGAGCGCGCGGCACAGACACGGUGUUGUUGUUGUGAUUCUGUCUGUGUGCGUGUGUGUGUGUGUGUGUGCGUUGUGGGUCUGCUCCUUAUUGCAGGUGGCAUAUGUGCUUCGAGUAUGAGAGGGUUGAGCGUCCGCCAGUACCCCUGCUGCAUGAGCAAGGUCCGUUCUGUGAACAAAAGCAAGAAAAGUUAUCCAUCCAUCCAUCCGUCGAGGUGUGCAUGUGUCACAGGUGUGCACGUCGUGUUACAAGACAUGGCGGGUGGAGAGGGGUACGUGCCCCUACUGCAAUGUCGACCUGGACCAGCUGGAGCGCAAGGCCAAACUGAUGGAACGCAUGGCGCUGCAUGGCGACGCCAUCCGGAGGGCCCGCCGCACAUGCCUCUGAAAGAGACACAGGGGGGAGGGGAUGUCCUCAUUCCUUUGGGUGUGCUAGUUGGUGUUGUGUUGUUUGUGGGUGGAUAGCAUUUGCUGGCUUCUUGCCCUCGCUUUGCUGAUGACAUUUGCUCUUUUGCCGUUUCUCGCGCAAGGCGACUGGCUUAUUUGAUGGACGAAAGCCUCUGUUCAAUGGCCGUGAAUGUGAUGUAUGUUGUACAACCAAUAUUGAAGAUUCA
Messenger RNA from Vitrella brassicaformis, 1123 nucleotides. The record is from the annotation of a GenBank genome assembly. NCBI's taxonomy places the organism in Eukaryota, Vitrellaceae.